AUGUGGACUACGGUGAUCGAGUCUGAAAAUGAGAGCGCAUGCAUAAGUAAUAUGGAACACCUUGAAGUAGUCUUACAGAAGUUCCUGGUAGUGAUAAAAUAUCUGAAAGAUGUAUGGCUGACACCAUAUAAGAAGAUGUUUGUAUCCGCCUGGACCGACAGAUAUCUGCAUUUCGGGAACCACACGACUAAUAGGGUCGAGAGUCAGCAUGCUAAGCUAAAAAGAUAUUUGAGCUCAUCACAGUCAGACUUGGAGAGAUCCAUGUCAUGGAUCCAUGAGAUUGUCUUGUCUCAGGAUACAGCUAUUAAAGCUAGCAUUGAGAGAAGUCGAACUAUCGUCCAACACCGAUUCAAUAUACAGCACCUUCGGGAUCUAUGUGGUUUUGUUUCAAUCGAGGCGUUGAAUCUAAUGUUGAUCGAAUUUGAGCGGUUGAAAGAUGUUGAACAAAUUGCUUACAAAUGCGGAUGUCACCUUCGUAGGAGCUACGGACUACCGUGUGCUCACGAACAAAUCAUGUACGUGAGCAAGGGUCAUACUUUACCGCUUGAUGCCAUUGAUAGAUUUUGGAGAAAGCUUGAUCUAUUGCCUUGUCAGAUGCUUGAGGAUGAUGACAUCGACUGUAGCGCUGAUGUACAAAUGUUCACAAAACAUUUCAAGCAGCAGACAAGACAUGUUAAACUCAGUUGGCUAAGGAAAUUGAGGGAAAUAUUCAGACAUGCAACAACUUCUCUCCGUGAACCGGCUGUGAAGACCAACACUAGAGGGCGUCCGUCCACAAAGAAAAAGGUAGCCACCACCCGUAACAAUCCAACUGCAUCUAUUGUUGAUGGGACUGAUUUUGUUCAGCCUCAGCCUCGGGAGCCUCACAGACACAGUUCCUCAUCCGGACACCCCGAAUCGAAGAUUUUUGAGUACGAUGUUUUCCAAUCUUAUGAACCAAAGAGACACAGUUGCUCCUCAAUUUACAAUACUCAGUCUCUCUCUACAUAG
Molecule: messenger RNA, 990 nt
Organism: Tripterygium wilfordii
Lineage: Eukaryota; Viridiplantae; Streptophyta; Magnoliopsida; Celastrales; Celastraceae
Exons: 1
Coding region: 1-990 (329 amino acids)
Source: RefSeq, a predicted model, not a curated record